UCAUUUAUCAAUCAGCACAUAGUUUUUAGAUUAAGAGAAGCCUCACGAGAAAGAGAGAGAAGAAGCUUCCCAGAUUAUAGCUAUACGCUGAAUGAGCGUUUGUAGAACUAGUUUCAGACUAUUUUUUUAUUGUUAAUUGCUGCUUAUAAUUUCUUCCAUAUGUAUUACCUUAGCUCAAGCCAAAGUAUCUAGUUCAUUAUGUGUGCCUAACCAAGGAAUUUGGCUUUUAUUCUGUUUGUAGAUUUGUGUUGCUAAUUAUAUUGCAAUCUCAGAGGCCUGUUUGCAGACUUGCAUUGGUUUUGUCAUUAGUUAUACUAUUUUUGGUUUAUACCUUCCUCUUGGGUAUGCUGUAGUAAUUUUUUAUUCGUUAAAACCAAAGAAAAUGUACACACUUGAUGGCAAAACCCAAUCUAGAUAACUUGAAGAUUGUUUUCCAUCUCAAAAAAAACUAUUAUGGAGAGUUCAGAGCAGAUAAAGACUAGUGAUCUCAACUCUCAUUUCUGCAUAAAAUUGGCGGUACAUAUUUUUCUGGAAGAAGCUGAAAAGGGCUCAAAUUUUGUUUUUUCACCCGUCUCUCUUCAGAUCUUGCUGCGUUUAAUUGCUAUAGGGUCGACAGGGAGUACCUUGGAUCAAAUUCUCACGUGUUUGGGAUCAAAAAGCACUGAAGAUCUUAAUUCUUUGUUUUCGCUGGUAUUAGAUGUUACAGCAGGACAAAACAGUUAUGAGAAAGACCUAACCACGGGUCCUCUUGUAACUAUGGUAAAUGGUUCUUUUAUUGAUCAACGUUUUGGUCUGAAGUCUUCGUAUGAAGGGAUACUGAGAGAUGUUUACAAAGCUGAAGCUAAGGCAGUUGAAUUUGCAUCCAAGGCUGAUCAAGUGAUAGAAGAAGUAAAUACAUGGGCUGAAGAUGUAACAAGUGGACUAUUCAAAGAGCUCCUUCCGCCAGGAUCUUUAGGCAGCGACACAGCUCUUGUAUUCGCAAAUGCACUUUACUUCAAAGGUGCAUGGAAUCAAAAGUUUGAUUUGGAGAGGUCUAUGCAUAGAGACUUCUACCUCCUAACCGGUGAGAUUGUUCAAGUCCCAUACAUGACCACCACGAAAAGGGAACGAAGUAUUUACCGCGAGAUUAAUGGCUACAAAAUUCUGAAAAUACCAUAUCAAAGUGGUAAUGACUCCGGUAAAUUUUCAAUGUACUUCUUCCUUCCACUGGAGAACAAUGGCCUGCAACAUAUGGUACAAAAUUUUAAUUCUACCCCCGGAUUUUUUAAUCAAGAAUUUCAACUACGAGAAGAGAACCUUGGUGUUCGUUUUUGGAUUCCAAGAUUUAAGUUCUCAUUCGAGUUUGAAGCAUCAAAAACCAUCAAUGAAUUAGGACUCACAUUACCAUUCAUCGCAGUAAAGGAAUUCACUGAACUAGCUUGUUCUGCACAUGAUGAAAAACUUUGUGUUUCCAAGAUUUUCCACAAGUCCUUCAUUGAUGUGAAUGAGGAGGGCACAGAAGCUGUAGCUAGCUCUGGACUUGCAAGGAUGAGUAGACGCUGUAGGAGAGUUAAGCCUCCAGGAUUCAUAGCUGAUCAUCCAUUUCUUUUCAUGAUAAGAGAAGAAACAUCUCGCAUUGUAUUUUUUAUUGGUGCUGUGAUCAACCCACUGCUGUCAACUUCUUGAAAGCUAAUGGAAAUUAUGGCUUGAUAUGCCAUAGUUUCAUAUAUAGUCGCAGUAAAUAACCAUUGUAAAGUUUUCAUUAGUAAGCCUUUUUGCUGCUAUCUCCCCAGCUUGGUUCCGAUCAUAAUCUUAACGAGUCUUUCAAGAGCGCUGCAGCAUUAAACAUUAAACAUGGAUAUUAAUAUGAAUGCAGGAAACACAAACAGAUUCAAGGCCAGAAAAGAUAAGAAAAGAGGCACACAUAUUGUUUGGUGGAUGGCAAUAACUUGAUAAAAGUUCAUUUUGGUCUAUCUUUCUCCACAAAAUUACGAAUAGAGAGAAAGAAGUAGAAUGGAGAAUAGAGAGAACUAAAGCCUUUGGCAUACAAGGAAUACAAUGUUGGCAAAGGCUUUAGUCUAUCUUUCUCCACAAAAUUACGAAUAGAGAGAACUAAAGCCAUCGGCAUACGAGGAAUACAAAUAAGCUUAUCAAAGUACAAUGAAGACCCCUUGAGAAUAGAGAGAAAGAAGUAGAAUGGAGAAUUUAGAGCUAGCAGAGAAAAACCCUUGAUUUGAAUUCUAA
Molecule: messenger RNA, 2223 nt
Organism: Daucus carota subsp. sativus
Lineage: Eukaryota; Viridiplantae; Streptophyta; Magnoliopsida; Apiales; Apiaceae
Product: serpin-ZX
Exons: 2
Coding region: 454-1665 (403 amino acids)
Molecular function (GO): serine-type endopeptidase inhibitor activity
Source: RefSeq, a predicted model, not a curated record